GUUUACCUGAUUCAUACAAACCCUUUGUUGUCCAUAUUACACAAAGUACAAGUGAAAUUACAUUUGCUAUGUUCAAGUCUCAACUCAAAAGCUUUGAAGAAACAGAGAAGUUUAAUUGUAAGCCAAAGACUGAUAAAGUAAUGAAAACUGAGUCCCCAUCGUUUUCUGCAACCAGUUAUGUCACAUGUUAUGCUUGUGGUCGCAAAGGUCAUAUCAUGAAGGAUUGUCCUGACAAAACUGGGAGUGAAACAAGAAAGUGGUGCUCGUAG
Messenger RNA from Paramuricea clavata, 269 nucleotides. NCBI's taxonomy places the organism in Eukaryota, Metazoa, Cnidaria, Anthozoa, Malacalcyonacea, Plexauridae. The record is from the annotation of a GenBank genome assembly.